AUGUGCUGUGUUGUCAACUCUGCAUUUUCUGGAAGGCUGACAGUUCCUCCACCUCUUUCAGUAAGGCACAGGUCGCUCUACGUUGGGGAACGAGCGUCACUUUCAAAAUCAUUCAGUGCCAGAGAUGUGGAGCUUUUUGCUGAGCUCACUGGAGACACAAAUCCUCUCCACCUCGACCCCGAGUAUGCCAAAACGACCUCUUUCGAGACCCCCAUUGUUCACGGAGUGCUGAUCAACGGUCUGAUCUCAGCAGUUUUGGGGACCAAGUUGCCCGGCAAAGGUUGCAUUUUUCUCUAUCAGGAAAUACGUUUCCCGGCACCCCUCUACAUUGGAGAGGAGGUGGUGGCGGAAGCAGAGAUAAAAAAAAUCAAAAUGUCCUUCGCUUUCAUUUCUGUUUCCUGCACUGUCAAAGACAAAGUGGUCAUGGAGGGAGAGGUCAUGGUUAUGAUACCAGAGAACUCGCAGCGACCAUGA
Molecule: messenger RNA, 474 nt
Organism: Triplophysa dalaica
Lineage: Eukaryota; Metazoa; Chordata; Actinopteri; Cypriniformes; Nemacheilidae
Product: hydroxyacyl-thioester dehydratase type 2, mitochondrial-like
Exons: 1
Coding region: 1-474 (157 amino acids)
Source: RefSeq, a predicted model, not a curated record